Gadus chalcogrammus (walleye pollock) is the source of this 1547-nucleotide messenger RNA. RefSeq lists its product as uncharacterized. The transcript is spliced from 2 exons. Lineage: Eukaryota; Metazoa; Chordata; Actinopteri; Gadiformes; Gadidae. The coding region runs from base 433 to 1329 and encodes 298 amino acids. The record is from RefSeq and is a predicted model, not a curated record.
GAGUGUGUCACAGAGAGACUCUUCACCUUCUUCUGAAGCAGACCUUCCACGGAGGCGAAGCUCUGGACGAACCAUCAGCGCUGAUUAGGGACUUAGACAUAUUCGAUUUCUCACGCUUUAUGACUCUGUAUAACCGUUGCCACUUUACUUAAUAAAUCCAAGGUCCUCGUGCCGAUAGACUUUAUUACCUCUCCGUCUCAUUUUAUCUGAUCCAGUAACUAGACAGACCGUUUUUCCCUUCAAUUUGGUGACCCUCGACGUGAUUUUUUCUGAAUUGAACACGCAACUGGGAAACGAGAGACGGAGAGCGGCACGACCUCGGGACCCCGGAGCACCGGACCGGUUCCUGCAGUCUCACCUCGGGCCCAACAAAAGGAAGGAGCGGCGCCCGCUGGCACCAUCUGUCUACCACCCGCAAGGCCGACAACCCGCAUGACCGCACCUUGGCGACCGUUCAACGCGACCUCGCACGGCUGCACCAUGAGACUACCACUGACGCCACAGGAAGCCCGGACCAGUAGACGUUGCAUCAUCGGCAUGGUAGGAAUAACCGGGGCCUUGAUGGGUUUCUUCAUCCUGUGGGGAAUGGACUUCCAUACGGCCAUCCCGGAAAAGUCCUCCACCAUCACGCCCCCGUCUACGACGACACAACCCUCAUCGGGACCCCCAACCCAGAGUCCACACCGCCGCAGGAGACAGACACCCCUGCAAGCCGCCAAAUCCCCCAGCGACCCCUGCCUCAACAAAUACGGUGGGCUAUCCCUAACCUAUACUUAUGGUUCCAGCGCCGCCUAUACCUUCCUCCUAUGCGACGUCGUUCCGUGCGUAGGCGGACCCGCAGCCUGGGAGAAGUACGAUGCAUACAUCUGCGAUGCUCCCAAGGGUUCCUUCGCGGGAGUCCAGGGCAACGGGGUAAUGAUGUCCCCGGACAACAGCCAGAGCUGGUGUCGAGGAUGGCGAAAUGUACUAUGGAUGACAGGGAGGCACCAGGGGUACUAUGUGACUAACCGCUCUCAGACUCUCCACAGGCCUGACGCGACGGCCGCACUACAGGCGAAGGGCUUCCUCUCGGGAGGCAACGGCAGAAUCACCCUUACCCUCAGGAACAUUACCAGCAACCCGUACCAAGGAUGGGGCAACCCCGCAUUUGGGUCGACCCGGGCGUGCGGGGUAAAUACGGACUCUGCCUACCUCGUGUUCGGGAUAUCCCAGUCCGGCCCGGACACGACGGCGUUGUUGAAAAUAAAUUUCAGAAAGGCCCCCACCACACCCACCGCACCAGCCUCCAGGGCCAACACGACAACUCCUAAACCCCCGUCCGACCCAUAAUGACUCGCGACGGCCCGGUCACGAUUUUUGAUUUAAAUUCCGUGGGGCGACUCCCCACCCACGAUUCCAUCGCGCUCGCGACCGGCUACGCAGACGAUAAUGCAUGGCUUAGCUGGAUUGCUGCUACGAUCCGAUUCCAGGGGCUGUCCGACUGCGUAGCCUGUGCGUCAGCUCGCCCCCAUCUAAUCUCGACCCCAGUACUGUUCGAUUUUACCAGC